AUGGACAAAUCAUGGAUGAUGAAGAAUAGGAUGUCUAGGGAAUAUGAAUUGGGAGUGGAAGCGUUCAUUCAAUUUGGUUUUCGUAAUGACAAAGGUUCCAGUACUAUUAGUUGUCCAUUUUUGAAAUGUAGGAACCGUUUGUCGCAGGACGAAUCAACAGUAAGAUAUCAUCUAUAUGUCAAUGGGAUCGAUCAAAGCUAUAAGAUAUGGUUUUGGCAUGGCGAAUCUUUUACAUCAGAGACUUCAUGUAAUCGACAGUCUUACACGAGCGAAGAAACGAUCGACAACGAUUUAUUUCAUGUGCUAAAUAUGGUCCAAAAUAUCUGCGAUCAGUUUUCUGAAGUACCUAAUACGUUUGACAAUAUGUUUGAUGAUGCAAAGAAGCUUCUAUUUCUUGGUUGUAAAAGAUUCACAAAGUUAUCAGCAUUAGUUAGGCUAUACAACCUAAAGGUUAGAUUUGGAUGGAGUAAUGCUAGCUUUUUCAAACUACUAGCAACGAUUAGCGAGUUCUUGCCUGAAAAUAAUGAAAUGCCGGUAUCCAUGUAUGAAGCAAAAAAGACACUUACUGCGUUGGGCCUUAGUUAUCAAAAAAUAGAUGCAUGCCCAAACGAUUGCUGCUUGUAUAGAAAAGAUUUGGCAGACAUCAGUAGGUGCCCUAAAUGUAACAUUUCGAGGUGGAAGACAAGUAAGAACUUAAAUGAAAAGAUUAAGGGAGUUGCAGCUAAACAGUUGUGGUAUUUUCCAAUUGUUCUGAGGUUCUUAAGGAUGUUUAAGAACUCUAAACAUGCAAAGUACUUGUGUUGGCAUGCAAAUGACAGGAAAGUAGACGAUGUGUUAAGGCAUCCAGCUGAUACUCCAUCUUGGAAGUUAGUAGACCAUUUGUGGCCAGAUUUUGGGUCCGAACCGAGAAAUCUCCGCUUGGGGUUGUCCACAAAUGGCUUCAAUUCAUACGGAGAUUUAUCAACUAAAUAUUGUUGUUGGCCUGUGAUUGCUACAAUAUACAACCUUCCACCGUGGCUAUGUAUGAGGAGGAAGUAUUUAAUGUUAACUAUGUUAAUCUCGGGACCUAAGCAAUCAGAAUACGACAUAAAUGUCUACCUAGAACCUUUAAUUGAUGAACUCAAACUUAUGUGGGAAGAAGGUAUUCAGUGUUUUGAUGCACAUAAAAAAUAA
Cucumis melo (muskmelon) is the source of this 1173-nucleotide messenger RNA. RefSeq lists its product as uncharacterized. Bases 1 to 1173 code for a protein of 390 amino acids. The transcript has a single exon. The record is from RefSeq and is a predicted model, not a curated record. NCBI's taxonomy places the organism in Eukaryota, Viridiplantae, Streptophyta, Magnoliopsida, Cucurbitales, Cucurbitaceae.